Molecule: messenger RNA, 402 nt
Organism: Psilocybe cubensis
Lineage: Eukaryota; Fungi; Basidiomycota; Agaricomycetes; Agaricales; Agrocybaceae
Exons: 1
Coding region: 1-402 (133 amino acids)
Source: RefSeq, a predicted model, not a curated record
AUGCAGCACGUCCAAAGGUUCUCAAAACCUAGAGAAUUAUUUGGAUGCAUCAUCCAAUGCCACACAAAUCAUGGCUAUAUUGGCAGUUUCCGCCAACGAUUCAAACUACAAGGUGAAAUCAGCUGCCCAUGUGGUGAAGCAGACAUUCAGACCCAAGAACACAUUCUUCGAGAAUGCCCACGCUAUACUGAAGCGCGAAGAGAACUACUACAGGCUUCCCAAUACAUAUUUCUACCGGAAAUCCUAGGAACAACCCAAGGCAUUAAAGCCCUGACAUCUUUCCUCGCAGCCUCCGGGGCAUACACUCAAUCUGGCACCCAACCACUACCACCCAAACCUCCAUUGUUUGACAACAAACCAGUCCCGGACUCCAAAGACAACAAAUCCGAUCUUGACCUGUGA